Messenger RNA from Perca flavescens (yellow perch), 3802 nucleotides. Its product is annotated as pyridoxal kinase. Gene Ontology annotation, cellular component: cytosol. The record is from RefSeq and is a predicted model, not a curated record. Bases 296 to 1219 code for a protein of 307 amino acids. NCBI's taxonomy places the organism in Eukaryota, Metazoa, Chordata, Actinopteri, Perciformes, Percidae. The transcript has 11 exons. Gene Ontology annotation, biological process: pyridoxal 5'-phosphate salvage. Gene Ontology annotation, molecular function: pyridoxal kinase activity.
UUGCCUGCACGAAAUACCGGCGUGAAGUGUGUGUGUGUGUUUUGCCCUUCAGUGUAGCUGUCUCUCUCCCUCUCUCUGUACACACACUCGCUGCACAUCACCCGCUACAACCACCACACGCGCUCACACACACUGUAUCGCACAGCUGGUUAGCUUGCUAGCUAACGUUGUUUCAUUCCAACUGACGGCGUUGUGUUUGAAUUUAGUUUUUUUUGUUACUACUGUUAUGUGUAGACGUGAUUAUCGUUGAAGUAACGGAUUAUCUGCGUCCCUCCUCGGCUGACCGGGAGGUGCCAUGGAAUGCCGUGUUCUGUCCAUACAGAGCCAUGUAGUCCGGGGAUAUGUGGGCAACAAGAGCGCCUCCUUCCCAUUACAGGUUUUAGGGUUCGAGGUGGACUCCAUCAACUCUGUCCAGUUCUCCAACCAUACAGGUUAUUCUCAUUGGAAAGGCCAAGUGUUGACAGCAGAUGAGCUCCAUGUUCUUUAUCAAGGAAUCAAACUGAACAACGUACACCAGUAUGACUAUGUUUUAACAGGGUAUACCAGAGACACAUCCUUCUUGGAGAUGGUAGUGGACAUUGUUCAGGAGCUAAAGAGAGCCAACCCCAACCUGGUGUAUGUGUGUGACCCUGUCCUCGGUGAUCAUGGAUCUAUGUACGUUCCUCAGAAUCUUUAUCCGGUCUAUAAGAACAAGGUGGUUCCUGUUGCUGACAUUAUCACUCCUAACCAGUUUGAGGCUGAAUUAUUGACAGGGAAGAACAUCAGCACAGAGAAAGACGCUGUAGAGGUUAUGGACCUGCUCCAUGCGAUGGGCCCAGACACAGUGGUCAUCACCUCCUCUGAUCUACCCUCCAGGCUGGGAGACCGCUUCCUUGUGUCGCUGGGCAGCCAGCGCCAUGUUCGCCCCGACGGCAGCAGGACGACGCAGCGAGUUCGAAUGGAAGUUCACAAAGUGGACGCCGUCUUUGUAGGAACUGGAGACUUGUUUGCUGCUAUGCUGCUAGCGUGGACACACCACUACCCUAAUGACCUGAAGAUGGCCUGUGAGAAGACUUUCUCAGUGAUGCAUCAUGUUAUCCAGAGGACCAUUUCGUAUGCUCAUGAGUUAGCAGGUCCCGGUCGGAGGCCCAGUCCGCCCCAGCUGGAGCUGAGGAUGGUUCAAAGUAAAGCUGACAUAGAAGACCCUGCUAUAGUUAUGGAGGCCAUAGUCAUAUCCUAACAUUACCGACACAUAAGACUCAUACUAACCUUGUCCUCUUCACCCAUAAAUCUCUCAAAUCCAGUAUCUCGGUGAAUCUCUCAUCACUGUAAACCUUGACUGUCACUUCCAAACUUCAACACCUCAUCAUCCAGACCUCCUCAAAACCCUUAGUAUUGUAACCCCUGUAGUCCUCUCAGCCUAAACCCUUUCCCCCUUUAAGUCCUCAGUGUCCUAUCCCCUUAACCUGUAACUCCUACGUCCCUUUACCCAAACCCUGUUUUGAAUCUAGAGCCAUGGAUAUACAGAAAGCAUGGUUAGGUUGGACUGUCGCUGCCUCAUCUCUAACCAGGUAUGUGAGUGGACUGCACAGCUGCUUUUUUGGAAAGCUGUGGGGUUUAAGUGUCCACGAGCAUAACACAUAACAUGCAGCAUAUAAAAUACAUGCUGGUAAUACUAACAAACAAAAUAUGAGGCUGAUAAGGUUGAUUGGAAAACCCAUUCGAGGUUCAGCCCUCAGCACGAUGGAGGAAUGGAGGUUGUAAUACUAGGACUAGAAGAGUUCUAGUUCGUACUCUAUGGACUCUUCAGUGGGGAGUGUUGAAAAGCAGUUUUUUGCUACCCUCUUUGGCUGGACAAUUCUCUGGUCUGCUUCACUCCUGUGGGCUGUGGUCAGAGGUGCUCUGUGUGCACCUGUAACCACACCCAGCAGUGAUGUCACAGUGUACUGACUCACCCUGGAGUACACCUCUACAUCAAUCCAGCGAGAAAUUAAACCACCAAGAGGUUCUGAUUAGGGCUGGGUAUCGCCAGUGAUUUUCCGGAAUCGAUUUGAUUCCGAUUCACAGGCUCCCGAUUCGAUUACAUUUCCAUUCCAUAUCCAUUAGGUUAGGGGUUAAAUUAUACAAGCAAGAAGCAACCCUCAAAUAUUAUUUCAUAAUGCACCAGGUUAAUGUUUACAUUCCGAAUUGACACCCAAAAAGUUUGUGGUGUGUUAUACAUCCAUUGAAAGAUUUUUUUUUCAGGAUUUUAUUUAUCGAUAUCAGAUCACUCAAACAAAGAUCCAUGUUAAUUGGAGAAUUGAUUAUUUGUACCCAGCCCUAGUUCUAAUGUAGCGGGGACAAUUUGUUGUUGCAUUCAGAAAUGGACCACUGCAACAUAUUUGCAGUGUUUACCCAAAAGUGAUCCAAAUUGAUUUCCAGCUGCUUAAUGUUCUCCAAAACUCUACCUCUAAAUUAUUAAAUAUAAACUUAGCCUGCUUUAUUGCUCUAUUACUGCCACUCCACUCAACUCACGUUUAACUUUGACAGAAUGCACUCUAGCUGUGGUCCUCCACACCAGUUGCCAAGUUGCAGGAUUGCUGCACUGACAUCGGUAGAAGACUAUAAUGAUCAAACCCUGUUUAUCUAUGGCUCUGCCCACCACUAUUUCGACCCCCUCCCCCGUCUUACAGCAGUGAUGUAAUGGUGACCAAGUCUAACCCCAUUAGACCCCUUCAAAAUAUAACAAAUGAAAAAAAACAAAAAAAACGCACAAUGUAUAGUUGAUGUAUAGAUGUUGUACUAUAACUGUAUUGGACCAUCUGUAUGAUAUCUUCUAUCUGAUCUGUCUAUUGGACCAUUGUGUUGAUGCUACUGUACUAUAGACCACACGCACUACAAUAUCACCCAAACCAGAGACAUUUGGGCUGGUUCUGGCACUCCUGGAGGCUCCAGUGGCUCCAGUCGUUGCCACUUGUUAGUAAUAGGUAACUGUAUUAACCCUUUUUCAUCUCAACACAACAUUAAGAAAAAAGGGCAACCUGAGCUGUCUGAGCCGUCCCUCGUUCGGCCGGUUUUACUUGUGCUACACCAAUCUGAAAUUGGCUACCUCAGUGCCAGAACCAACCCACAUCAUUGCCGGGCGGUUCCCGGCCCAGUUCUGGCCCAGAGCCUUAUAUCUGAGCAUUGUGCCACUGAAUUUACUGGAGGCCUCGAGAAGUUGUAAAAGGAGACCUUCCUCAUCACAGCAGGAGACUCUUGUUGUUUCUUCGAUAAAUGGGUAAUGAUGCUGAGCGAGAGCAGAUAUCUAGCUUUUUAAAGUAGGUUGAAUUUUAAAAUGAUGCCAGGAGUUUAAUUUUUUUUAAAUUCUAUUAGCAAAGCAAAAAAUAUUUGUGAUUGUUUUUAUUCUUGCCUAAUUUGUCUUUUAUUGGGGUUUUUUGUCUAUAAAAUGACAUACAUUUGUCAGUGAUAUAAAGCAGUAAAUCCAAACAUUUGAAAAGAUGGAACCAACAAGUGUCACUUUGCAUGACAACGGUUAAUCAAUUAUCAAAAUUUCAAAGUGGAUACGAGUGAUAUCUACAGGACUAUAUGAAUAAGUUGUUAGCUGCUUGAAAUGACUAUUGCCACACUGUUGAAGCCCAGGAUAGAUGUUAACUAACUUACCCAGUUUGUGAUAUACCCCACCCCUGAAACUCUUUUUAUUACAAGUUUUGCUGGCUCACUACUAGCUAACGUAACAAUGAUUUUGUCUUCACCAAGGUUGUUAGCUUAUUUGAUAUUUAAGUUUUAAAGGUCUCAUGGCAUGAAAAUUUCACUUUAUGAGAUUUUUUAACAUUAAUAUGAG